CAUCACAGAGUAAAGCCCAUGGGUCACCCAGCCCCACCCAAGCUGGUGUCCCGCCCCUGAGACAUCCUUUCCAACCUCUCCAACCCACCUCACACCACCUUACCCCUCUGCUGGCAAGAGGAGACCUGAUUCAGCCUCCCGCUAAACACUCAUUCUAACCAACGAAUUAAGACAGAGCAGAAGACAAACUGACAGUUCAAGACCUCCUCACCGCAAAAGUGAAUAAGCAAUCCCUCUCAGCUGAAAAUGUUUACCUCACCCAGGAGAUGGAGCUCUCGAAGGUCUUCUCUGGCCAACGGACAUUCCUGUCUGUCAUCCUCACCAUGCUAUCACUCAGCCUCUCCACAACAUCCCUGCUCAGCAACUACUGGUUUGUGGGCACACAGAAGGUGCCCAAGCCCCUGUGCGGGAAAGGUCUGGCAACCAAGUGCUUUAACAUGCCACUGCCCUUGGAUGGGGACAUCACCAAUGCAACAACCCAGGAGGUGGUGCAAUACAGCUGGGAGACUGGGGAUGACCGCUUCUCCUUCCUUAACUUCCGGAGUGGCAUGUGGCUAUCCUGUGAGGAAACUGUGGAAGAACCAGCACUGCUCCAUCCCCUGCCCCGGAAACAAUUUAGAGCCCUUCGGUCCCGUGGUACAGCGGCAGCAAAAGGGGAGAAAUGCCGAAGCUUCCUUGAACUCACACCACCAGCCGAGAGAGGUGAGAAAGGACUACUGGAAUUUGCCACGUUGCAAGGCCUGCGUCACCCCACUCUCCGAUUUGGAGGGAAGCGGUUAAUGGAGAAGGCUUUCCUCUCCCACCCUCCCUUGGGGCUCCUGGCAAAAGUCCUAUGGUUAUCACUUGGAGCCCAGAUCGCCUACAUUGGACUUCAAUUCAUCAGCUUCCUCCUGCUGCUAACGGACUUGCUGCUCACUGGGAACCCUGGCUGUGGGCUCAAACUGAGCGCCUUUGCCGCUGUUUCCUCUGUGCUGUCUGGUCUCCUGGGGAUGGUGGCCCAUAUGAUGUAUUCACAAGUCUUCCAGGCAACUAGCAACUUGGGCCCAGAAGACUGGCGGCCACAUGUUUGGAACUACGGCUGGGCCUUCUACAUGGCCUGGGUUUCCUUCACCUGCUGCAUGGCAUCAGCUGUCACCACCUUCAAUACGUACACCAAGAUGGUACUGGAGUUCAAGAACAAGCACAGUAAGAGCUUCAGAGGAAACCCGAAUUGUCUACCACAUCACCACCAGUGUUUCCUUCAGCAACUAUCGUGUGCAGCCCCCCCAGCAGGUCCUUUGACCGGCUACCAGUACCACAGUCAGCCCGUCCACUCUGUCUCUGAAGGAGUCGACUUCUACUCAGAGCUACGGAACAAGGGAUUUCCACAAGGGACCAGCCAGGAGCCGAAAGAAGCGGUUAGGUCAUCUGUAGAGGAAGAGCAGUGUUAGGAGUUAAGUGGGUUUUGGAGAGCAGGCUUGAGCCCUACUUUACAUGUUUGUUUGUGAUCAACAUGUGCUUAAGCCAAA
This is a messenger RNA of Carlito syrichta (Philippine tarsier), 1508 nucleotides long. RefSeq names its product germ cell associated 1 (gene GSG1). NCBI's taxonomy places the organism in Eukaryota, Metazoa, Chordata, Mammalia, Primates, Tarsiidae. Gene Ontology annotation, cellular component: plasma membrane. The transcript has 7 exons. The record is from RefSeq and is a predicted model, not a curated record. Bases 267 to 1430 code for a protein of 387 amino acids.